Messenger RNA from Leucoraja erinaceus (little skate), 3481 nucleotides. It is a transcript of the gene ralaa, whose product is annotated as v-ral simian leukemia viral oncogene homolog Aa (ras related). Lineage: Eukaryota; Metazoa; Chordata; Chondrichthyes; Rajiformes; Rajidae. Gene Ontology annotation, cellular component: plasma membrane. The record is from RefSeq and is a predicted model, not a curated record. The coding region runs from base 202 to 822 and encodes 206 amino acids. Gene Ontology annotation, molecular function: GDP binding; GTP binding; GTPase activity. The transcript has 5 exons. Gene Ontology annotation, biological process: regulation of exocytosis; Ras protein signal transduction.
CACUUCCGCCGACGUCACGCUGCAGCCGCUCCCCACUUUGCUGGCUGUGGCGGCGCCGUUCCCUUUGUCGCCGUGAACGGAGCGGCCGAGCCGAGCCCGACCGACCGGGCAGGCGGGGGGGGUCGAGGACCGAGGAGCCGGGCGCUCGGUGGACGUUGAUCUAUUAAGUUUCACACUCGGCAAUACUCCUACAUUCAUAAGAUGGCAGCAAACAAGACCAAAGGCCAGAAUUCCUUGGCACUGCACAAAGUCAUUAUGGUUGGGAGUGGUGGUGUGGGGAAAUCUGCCCUAACACUGCAAUUCAUGUAUGAUGAGUUUGUUGAAGAUUAUGAGCCUACAAAAGCAGACAGUUACCGGAAGAAAGUGGUGCUGGAUACUGAAGAUGUCCAGAUAGAUAUCCUGGAUACUGCAGGUCAAGAAGAUUAUGCUGCAAUCAGGGAUAAUUAUUUUCGCAGCGGUGAAGGCUUCCUCUGUGUCUUUUCCAUCACUGAGCAAGAAUCUUUUGCAGCUACUGCUGAUUUCAGGGAACAGAUUCUACGGGUAAAGGAGGAUGAGAAUGUUCCCUUUCUGCUAAUUGGUAAUAAAUCAGAUUUGGAUGACAAACGACGAGUGUCUGCGGAUGAGGCCAAGAGCAGAGCUGAACAAUGGAAUGUGAAUUACGUAGAAACAUCUGCAAAAACAAGAGCCCAUGUUGAUAAGAUUUUUUUUGAUUUGAUGAGGGAAAUAAGAGCAAGAAAAAUGGAAGACAGCAAGGAGAAGAAUGGAAAGAAGAAAAGGAAAAGCAUAGCUAAAAGAAUCCGGGAAAGGUGCUGCAUAUUAUAAACUUGGCAGACUAAACUACAAGUCCAAACGUACUACGUAUCUCGUUUCAUUUGCUGUUCUGUCAGUGAUUGAAGGAACAUUAUGACUUGCAUAUGCAGCUUUCGGAAAACAUGAAUUGGAGCCAACAUCACGACAAAGGAUCAGGAGGUUUAAUGUCAAUCCAAAGUGCUUUUGUGCUGUCACUUGCUUUGGGUUUAUCGUUUUACUACGUACCGUUGGAAGGUUAUUUAAAUGGAUCUUCUGGGAAAGGUUAAUCGGUUCAGUCAAUUAAAUUACAAAAUGAAGAGGUAACUCAUUUCUCUCUCAAAGUAAUGCAUUUUGUUAAAUCAUUUUGAGCCCGAGCUAUUUAACUUUGCAGAUUCUCUAUAAUAUUUCUUUUGUUACCUUACUACAAUUAUUUUAUGUGCUAGUAUUUUGGAGAUAAAUAUUUGGUAUGAAGUGGAGAUUGCUCUUGCCAAAUUUGUGUGCUUUAAAAAAAAACUCUAUCUACAAGUUCAGUUAGUAAUGCUCGUUUUUCACCUUUGAAUUUUUUAUCAAAUGCACUUCCAUCAAGAAUGAUCCUAAGCUGUUGCUAUGUGAGACAAAACUUGGUGCAUUCUGGUUUGGAAAGUGUCACUAAGAAUGAAACAGAUUAAACUGUGAAACAGUGAAUCUCAAAAAAGAUUAGUAUGAGUUAUUGGCAGCUUACCUGUGGACAUUUUGCAUCAUUUUGACCUUUUGAAUACGUUGAUAACCCAUUAUCAGCUUUUAAUUUGGAGCUGUAUUUCUGAUGAUGCAGGUUACAAAGCAAAAUUAUGCUUCUUUGGCACUGUGAAAUUAAUAGGAAAAAUUUGCACAUGCACGUUUACCACUGUUUUCUUUUGCAGUAUUGUAUACCAGUUUAUUUUGUGAGAUGUCAGGAGUUCAUGGAAUUUUUAAAUCAUUGGGACUCAAUAACAAAAUAUAGUACAUAUUUUCUAAGUCUUAUUGACGUGGUCUAAGUAAGUACAAGAGCAUUUGCUGUUGAACUCUACUAUUUUGUCAGUGGGUCAAUUGAAGAUAUUUUACAUGAUUAAGUAUUGUGUUCCUAAAACAGACUACAUUUUGUUUUGCUUUGAAUCUGACUUUGCAAAGAUCUGACUUUGUUGUGUUUUGAUAUUGACACUAAAAAUCGAGAGCUAUGUUGCAAAUGCUUGAGCUUGAAUUACGAUCUCCAGUUUUUAAACUACAAGUAAUUUAUUAUAUCGCCACCACUGAAUUGAUGCGCUUUUCACUUUGGGUUAACAAUGGGGCUUGUUCGUACUAAAUUUUAAUUUUGGUGCUUUGCUUGAAUAUGGGCUUGGUUUGUUUUUGCUUUACUAACUUGUAUAAGAUAAAGUUUCAAGAUAUUUUAACAUAACCUGCCCACCCAGAAAGUCACUGAACAUGUAUUAAUCAGCAGAUGAACAGCUGUUUUUUUCCAGUGCAUCUAUGUGAAAACAUUUAAGAGUAUUUUAUGAUUGGGUGCAACAUUCUGUCUUCCAAGAUGUGCAUUUCCCAUUUGGCAAGAUGGUUCAAGUAUAAAAUUUAGAAGGCCUGAAGUUACGCUCUCAUAAUAUGGGAGUGCUAGAAUGAUUUCAGUGAGCAUGAGUUGCUGGGUUUGCUUAAGUCUCAGGUCAAUAAACUGGGACACUAUUCAGGUUUUGUGUUUAUUUAACUUGCUAGAAUUGCAUGUAAAUAGAUUUCACUUUGUCAUAUCAAAGUAAUUGUAAGUGGAAAUCUGAAGCAAAGUUUUGAUUUUUCAAAUGAUUCACUAAUGCACAAUAGAUGUGCAUAUAAUCAAGCUGGGCUGUACUGUAGCAAAGCAAUGUAAAACUUGUAAAUAUAAACUUAUCUGAAUAUGCCUUAAAUUAAAACUUUUACAGGUGACAUCCAAUAUGAAUGUGGUAAAUGAAUUAUGCAGAUGAAAUCUGCUAAAAAGAACUUCAGUCCUGUAAAACAGUGCCAUACUUUUGGUCCUAAUGGUCUAGAACACAAUACAAUUAAAUGAUGCAUUUUAGUUCCAAUAGCAGUUAUACAAUUUCUGUAGAAAUAUGUGUUGUCCGUUUUACAGCUUCCAGCCCUGCAGAGAACCUGAAGAAAUUGUAGAAGAAUUAUAUGUUUGGUUUGAAACCACAUCCAUUCCAAUUUAUUCACUUUCAUUUGGCAGAGGAUAAGACUAAUUUUAACAAAGGUGCAGAUGAAUUCUUCAAAGUUCAACGAGAAACGUGAGGACAAUGUCACUAAAGCUGGAGUGCUGGGAAUUUAGAAUGUAUACUCUAUUGAAUAUUAUUUAGUCUUUUAGAUGUACCAUUUGCCUUUUCACAUGUAUAUUCAAUGUGUUUUUCACACUAGGGGUUUAUUUGUAUUGUAUAGAAUUGGGGGAUACUGUGAUGAAUUGUUGCAAUAUAUAUAAGCCUUGUUUAGACUUUAGUUUGGACCCUUUUUUUCUACUUUGUGCAUUGCAUAGCUGUGAAAUUUGUAUGGAAGUGUGAAUUUGAAUCUAACUACUAACCUGAGGCUCACGAUAAAUGUGAAGCUAGGCUAUUAUGGUGUAAUGAAGCUGAAAAACACGGUUAAGUGAUGAAAGCUGAUGCCCUUGCCCGACAACAAUUUUAAUUGUAUGUUAAACCACCCGAAAUAAAAUUGUGUUUUUACAGCC